Molecule: messenger RNA, 1377 nt
Organism: Sclerotinia sclerotiorum 1980 UF-70
Lineage: Eukaryota; Fungi; Ascomycota; Leotiomycetes; Helotiales; Sclerotiniaceae
Exons: 4
Coding region: 1-1377 (458 amino acids)
Source: RefSeq, a predicted model, not a curated record
AUGGGAGAACUAGAUACCAAGCUCGGCGAAGCUUCUCUCAAUGACUCAAUAACAUACCAAGCCACUCCUUUUGGCAAAGAGAUGGCCAAGCAUUUUUAUUUUGAACCAGAAUGGAGAAAUUUAAAUCACGGUUCUUUUGGUACUGUUCCUCGUGCCAUUCGUGAGAAGCAAAGAAAAUAUCAGGAUGAUUCUGAAGCUCGUCCAGAUGACUUUAUUCGAUAUACAUAUCCUCGACUACUCGACGAGUCACGAGAAGCUUUAGGAAAACUUCUCAAUGUUCCUACUGAUACUGUUGUCUUUGUUCCAAAUGCUACAACCGGUGUUAAUACUGUUUUGAGAAAUUUGGUCUGGAAUGAGGAUGGGAAGGAUGAGAUUCUUUAUUUUUCUACCAUAUAUGGUGCUUGUGGUCUGACGAUCAAAUAUGUUUCAGAAGCCAAUCGUGGUCUUGUCCAGCCAAGAGAGAUAACCUUUCAAUAUCCCAUUGAAGACGAUGAACUUGUUGGACUAUUCGAAAAAGCCAUUGAAACUUCAAGAGUAGAGGGCAAACGUCCUCGAGCUGCUGUAUUUGACAUCGUAGGAUCACUUCCUGGAAUAAGAGUUCCUUACGAAAAAUACAUCACCAUCUGCAAGAAAGAAAACAUGUACUCUAUCGUAGAUGGAGCCCAUGGAAUCGGACAGGUGCCUCUCGACUUAUCAAGUCUCGAUCCCGACUUCUUCGUCAGCAAUUGUCACAAGUGGCUCUUUGUCCCAAGAGGUAGUGCAGUAUUUUAUGUGCCAGAACGAAAUCAGGAUUUGAUGAGAACAACUUUGCCUACUUCACAUGGUUUCGUCCCCAGCGGGCCUAGACCAUUUAAUCCAUUACCACCAAGCACGAAGAGCGUAUUUGUUAACCAAUUCGAAUUUGUUGGUACGAUCGAUAAUACCAAUUAUCUCUGUACCGCCGAAGCAAUCAAAUGGCGCAAAGAAGUCUGUGGUGGUGAGAAAGCCAUAAUGGAUUAUUGCAGCACUUUAUCACGGGAAGGUGGUAAAGCUAUUGCCAAGAUUCUGGGUACUCAAGUCAUGGAUAACAGUACACAUACUUUAACAGAUUGUUGUCUUGUUAAUGUGUUGCUACCAUUGGAAAUUGGAACCACUGAAAUCGAUGGAUUUUUCAAGGUCAAUGAAGAUACGAAAAUGGAAGCUUAUCAAUGGAUGCUGAAGACAUUGAUGAAAGACUAUAAAACAUAUAUCUCCAUCGCAUACUUGAACAAUAAAUGGUGGGCACGACUCAGUGGCCAAGUGUAUCUCGAAAUGAGCGAUUUUGAGUGGGCAGGCCACACACUCAAGGAACUGUGCGCAAGAGUUGGGAGAGGAGAAUAUUUGAAGGGAGAAAAGUAA